Vicugna pacos (alpaca) is the source of this 903-nucleotide messenger RNA. RefSeq names its product cytochrome c oxidase subunit 7B2 (gene COX7B2). The record is from RefSeq and is a predicted model, not a curated record. NCBI's taxonomy places the organism in Eukaryota, Metazoa, Chordata, Mammalia, Artiodactyla, Camelidae. Gene Ontology annotation, biological process: mitochondrial electron transport, cytochrome c to oxygen. Gene Ontology annotation, cellular component: respiratory chain complex IV; mitochondrion.
AAGGUAAAGAUCAGAGAGACUAUGCAUUAUAUUAACGGAACACUUAUUCCCAAAUCUGUUUCCUUCACUGUGGGGGAACACAUAUAAGAACAACACGCCUACCGCUUCUCUGUCUUUUUACUUCUUCCCGUGGAGGCGGCAGUCCGUUAUCUGAUUGGCUAAUUCAGAAAGAGGCAGGCCCCCGUGUGUGACCCGCCCCUUCCUUUCCGCUUAGGGAGGAGCUAUUCCCUAGGAAGUGCCCACUUGACUCCGCCUUCCGGGCUGUGAAGGUGAAGGCGCCGAAUUUGCCUCCGCGUCAUCUUCCGUUGGAGGCGGUUUGUGCCGUGGUUGGAACCUGAAUCUUGAACUUCCUGAGGAGAGCAUCUGAGCUUCAGAGUUCCUACAAGGUUUCUUUGCAAGGAAAGAGACCAGAAACUUCAGUCAACUGCAAUUCUGUCACAUCUUCCAUGAUGUUUCCCUUGAUCAGAAAUGCACUAAGUAGUCUGAAGAUUCAAAGCAUUCGGCAAAUUAGGGCAAGACAGAGCCAUUCCAAACAGUCACCAGAUUUUCAUGACAAAUAUGGUAAUAUUCUACUAGCCGGUGGAGCCACUUUCUGUCUUGUUGCAUGGGUGUUUACAACCACACAGAUUGGAAUAAAAUGGAACCUGUCCCCUGUUGGCAGAGUCACUCCAAGAGCGUGGAAUGAUGAGUAACCAUCAAAGUUACUGUAAUACAAGGUUGUUUCAAAAUCAACUUGUCAUUUAAGUACACUGUUGCUCAUUUGAAUACAGCAUAAUUGAAUAAAUAAAAUGCAUUUGAAACCUUUGGAAAGUCAUUGAAAAUAGUCAUUAUAGUGCCUGGAAGCAAGGCAGUAGCAGUGGGUAUAGAUUACAGGGGAUUAUGAAUAAUAAAUAUUUGAAAGUA